Argentina anserina (silverweed cinquefoil) is the source of this 1210-nucleotide messenger RNA. RefSeq names its product calmodulin-like protein 3. The transcript has a single exon. The coding region runs from base 213 to 884 and encodes 223 amino acids. The record is from RefSeq and is a predicted model, not a curated record. Lineage: Eukaryota; Viridiplantae; Streptophyta; Magnoliopsida; Rosales; Rosaceae. Gene Ontology annotation, molecular function: calcium ion binding.
CCCUCCACCAAAAACCGCGUUAACCACAAUUGACGUGAGUGCUCAAGAAUCCCUUUUGAGUUUCGAUCUCACAAACACUUUGGAGUUUUAUUAAACAAAGACAAAACCAUCUUCGGCUUCAUUCUUCUCCUUCUUCCUCCUCCUUUCCUUCUACUUCGAUCUUCUCCUUCUCCUUGUUUUUCUUCAAAGUCAAAGAAGAAGGAACAAAAAUAAUGGUGUUCACCACGUUACUGUUGCUAGCACUUCUAUUUCUUGCUGCCUUCUUUAUAUAUUUCCCCAACCGCAAGCUUCUUGCAUGGUUUCAGUCUUUUGUUCCAAUCCAAACGGCUUCUAAGUCGGCUGCAACGAAGAAAGAAGUGAUCAAGAAAGACGUUAGGUCAGUGAUGACAACGAAAAGGGAGGAGGAUCCGGAGCUGAAGAGGGUGUUUGCUACGUUCGACAAGAACAGUGAUGGGUUUAUAACAAAGCAGGAGCUGAAGGAGUCGCUGAAGAACAUCAGGGUCUUCAUGAGUGAUGAGGAAGUUGAAGAAAUGGUGAAGAAGGUCGACGCAAACGGAGACGGGCUGAUCGACUUUUCCGAGUUCUGCUUGCUCUGCCAGGGUCAGUCUAUUAUGAGCGGAGGAGAAGCCGGAAGUGAAGUUAGUGAUGUGGACCAAGAGGAGAAGCUGAAGGAGGCUUUUGAUGUGUUUGACAAGGAUAAAGAUGGGUUGAUUUCUGUGGAGGAGUUGGGGGUGGUUUUGUGCUCUUUGGGUUUGAGAGAAGGGAAUAGAGUUGAGGCUUGUAAGGAAAUGGUGAAGAAGGUUGAUAAAGAUGGAGAUGGAAUGGUUAAUUUCGAUGAGUUCAAGAUGAUGAUGAAAGGUGGGAGGCUUCUCACUGCUUUUUGAUCAAGUAAGGCACUUGGUUCAAGUCCAAUUAAUCAAACACACACACCAUUGUUGUAUAGGAAACAAGAACAGUUCUGGUUCAUCAAACUUCACAAGCUUCCCUGCAGAAACUAGAUGCACUGAAAUGGCCGAGUCUCGCAAUCCUCUAACCAACAAUCCACUAGCUAGUUAUUUUCUUUAAAUUGUCAUUUUUACUUUUCAUGGCAGGCAAACUAUCAUGGUUUAUGCCUCUACAGUUUUUGGGAAUGCAUUUUUUUUCUUUCUUUGGUAUGAUCUCUAUUCUUAUGCAGUACUAUGAAAUAUGAAUAUGGGUUCUAUUCAGUCUA